GGAGCAGCCACUUGGCUCACAACUGGUCUCACCAUAGAAGAAUCCCAAAUCUCUCUCUCUAGAGAUGUGAAAAGGCUCGGAAGGCAUCCUACAGACAUUCAAUUGUUGACAGUAGCCCGACUCAGAGAUAAGCUGCAAACUCACAUUACAAGCUUUCUUGAGAUGGCACCUACCUAUCUUGGAUUUGUAGACAGGGUUCAUAAUUCACUGGAUGAAGAUUAUUCCGAUCUCAAUGAUCACAAUCCGGAUCCGGAUCCGGAAACACAUCAUGCCUCCAUCUUUCAACCUGAGCUCACUAUCUUACCUUUGCCUUCCAACACCGAUCUCAUGAAAGAAGAAACUGCCCUUCGUGAAGGUCAGGCCAAUGAUGCCCUUCAUGCAAUUAGAGUUCAUUUGGGAGAUAAAGCUGUUAUAUUCCAGAAUACUAUCUGGUCAGCCAAGUCACAAGCCUCCUCCACCAGGGCAUGGACUCAGGUUCGCUCAGUGGAAAUGGUAGUCAAUCUUAAUGCCAGGAUAUAUUCAAAAUGUCAGUUGCAGCUAGCAAAACUCCCUGAUCAUGACCUGCUGAAGAAGUAUCUUCCACUAAAGAAAGAACACCUGAAGGCAAAUGCUGCAGUUGCAGAUCCAAAUGCACGUGGUCAGAGGGAUGCUACUCUCGCAUGGUUCUGGUCAAUAAAUGUUCAGGGUGAUACAUCCGGAAAUGACUGGAUGACAGAAUUCUAUAGAGUCAAUUGGCUCUGGACAAAGGCCCUAUGCAAUCGUUGGAAUGAAGAGGUCAUUCUUGUCAAACAUGAAAUGCAGUGGUCUGUCAAUUUCUUUACCUACAAGGCCAAGCAAUGGUUAAGUCUCAUGGACAAUGCCACUUCCACUGGGCUGACCGGACAUGCAUGUUAUGCUGCCCGACAAUGUCACAUAUAUCAACAACUAGCUGCACAUGCAGCGGAGUCAUUUCAGAAAGUGAUUCCAGUUAUUCAGCUGGAAGUACUGGUUGUUACAUAA
Molecule: messenger RNA, 999 nt
Organism: Suillus bovinus
Lineage: Eukaryota; Fungi; Basidiomycota; Agaricomycetes; Boletales; Suillaceae
Exons: 3
Source: RefSeq, a predicted model, not a curated record